Messenger RNA from Physcomitrium patens, 1713 nucleotides. Lineage: Eukaryota; Viridiplantae; Streptophyta; Bryopsida; Funariales; Funariaceae. The record is from RefSeq and is a predicted model, not a curated record.
UCUUCCCCAAGAGGACUGCAACAAUUGCUGAUAUCCGAUCGGGAAAAUUUGAUAUCCGAUCACUAGACUUCGAUAUUAUGAUGCUUUGAUACAUAACCGACACAGAUCUCUUGCUGAGCUCAAAGUAUCGUCACAAAAAGCGACGAUUGCGUUUUCCAUGCUGAUAUUAGCGUUCUAGAUGCAAUCUUGUUUCAAAAUCAUAUCAGUUUCCUACAGCCUUUGGCAGAUUCGAUUUGGCUCCGAUGAAAGGGAUGCUAAAUAUAGAAAACGCUGUUUGUGAGCAGUGAACUGGUGAGAAACCGUUAACAUGGUCCCAAGUUAUGCAAUCGAUCAUCGCAAGUUGUUGCAACCUUGCCUCAGUUUCCGAAGAAUAAACCUGAGAUUUCUCUCGGUCAUUAGAGCAUUAGAGCUUUCGAUCGUUCAGUAGAGUGCGUGCAGCGCUACAUGGAUGCGACAAUGUGAGAACGUCACAGUAGCCUCCACUUCCUCCACAACAUCAGAAACCAUCAGGUCCGCCGAGCUUGGACUUCUCAAACGAAGACACCGUGAGGAGUUUUUUUUUUUUUUUUUUUUUUUUUUCUGUUUUUUUUUUGUAGUCACAAUAUGGAAGUAUCCACUGGCAAUGUUCUCGAAGAACAGGAGCUUAGCCCGCCGUGCCAGACAUUGUUGAGCUUGGAAGAGCCGAAGCGACGCGCGAAACCUAGUGAAACCUCAAUUGGCACGAGAGAUGUUAUAGUGUGGUGGGACAUUGAGACCUGCUCUUUUUCUCCUCUCGAAGCUUCACCACCGAGCGGCGCAGCCGUCCAGGCACACAGAUUAUUACGAGAGCUCCAGAGUCACCUGAAUUGCGACCAAAUUCGCGUCACGGUGAACGUCUACGGAAACGGCGGGCCAGGCUCGAAGUCAGGGCUGGACACUCUCAUCGCCAGCGGCAUCAUUUUACAGCACCGCAUCUUGCCGUGCAAGCUCCCAGGAUCGGAGACAGCAGUACUGAAGACCAUGAUCGUGGACAUAGCUCUGUGGGCGAUCAGCAACCCAGCACCCUCGAAUGUUUUUCUAAUCUCCGCCACCCGCGACACGACCUUCCGAGACCUCGUCAGCGGCUUACACUCCAAAGGCUACAACAUCUUCCUGGCCACGAAAUUCUUCUGGCAAGACGCGGCACCCGACGCAGCAGGGUGCGGCGGGGGGAGUGGCUUCAACCCCAUGCCGCGCCACUGGAGUGUGUCCAAGCAGCUCUUUGUAGUGCGAUCGGCGCCGUCGUCUCGCCUCGAAUCUGCUGACACCCCUUCCCCGUCGAGUCUUCUCCCAGGCAAUUUCCAGAAUCUCCAUGUCAGCUGAAACCGAUCGCGAGGCUUCUGCAACAACGAAGACGGCGAAGGGGUUGUCUCGGCCUGCCGAGCUUCACUGCAACAACGCUGUCCUCGUCUUCUUCACAAAAUUAGGGUUUAGUCGCAAAGAGCUGGAAUCAUCUAUUGAAUUAGGGUUUAGUUGUUAACUGCAGCCACUCAAUCCUUACCUCUUUUUUUUUUUCUUUUUUUUUUUUUUCUCUUGUAGGUGUUUACUUCAGUACAUGAUUCUCAACAAUUUUGGCAGCUGUUGUGAAACUUCCCUCUUUCUUCUUUUUUUCUUUUUUUUUUUUUUGACAGUAAUUUCACAUACCGAACUUAUUAUUUUUAUAACCCAAUAUAUCCUUAACUUCUACUGUGCAAA